Aspergillus uvarum CBS 121591 is the source of this 870-nucleotide messenger RNA. RefSeq lists its product as uncharacterized. The coding region runs from base 1 to 870 and encodes 289 amino acids. The record is from RefSeq and is a predicted model, not a curated record. Gene Ontology annotation, molecular function: procollagen-proline 4-dioxygenase activity; iron ion binding; L-ascorbic acid binding. Gene Ontology annotation, cellular component: endoplasmic reticulum. NCBI's taxonomy places the organism in Eukaryota, Fungi, Ascomycota, Eurotiomycetes, Eurotiales, Aspergillaceae. The transcript is spliced from 2 exons. Gene Ontology annotation, biological process: peptidyl-proline hydroxylation to 4-hydroxy-L-proline.
AUGUCAAUAGUGAUCCCAUUACAUCUCCAUGUGUCAGGCUCAUACAUCCACGGCGUGUCUCUGGGAGACAACAAUCAAUUCUUCUCGAUAGGAAGUCACAUCCCUGUCGCAUCCACCACCACUCAGACUCCACUGCCUACGGAACAUCCCUCCAGCUUCCUCAAAUUCAUUCAACCCGACUCUUCGAUUGACUGCCCCGAUCAUGAAUUCCAAGCCUAUUUGAUUGCCGAAAGUCCCCGCAUGAUUUACAUCGAGUCCUUCCUCCGCGAAGACGAGCGUCUUCAUCUUCUUGAAAAAAGCGAACCCGGUUUCACCCCUGCCUCAAUAUACAACCCAGAAACCAACGAGGCCACCACAGACAAUACAUACCGUCGCAGCGUUACCGCCUCACUUCCCCGCGAUCCUGUCACCAGAUGCAUCGAAAGCCGCGCCGCCGCGAUCCAGCACUGGAACCCUAACAUGGCUCUUGAGCCGCUGACGGUGCAACGCUACGAGAAGGACGGCUUCUUCCUGCACCACCUCGACGCGCUUCCAGCUGGGGGGUUUCCAAACCGUAGGACCACGUUAAAUAUCUGGUUGGAUGGAAAUUGUACGGGUGGGGGUACGCAUUUCCCGAUGAUCCCUCGGUGGGAGGAUCCUGCUCUCUGUGACCGGGUGCUAGAUUGUGACUGUGUGGAGAAUGGGACGGUGUUCCGGCCCAUCGCGGGGAAUGCGUUAUUCUGGGAGAACAUCGGGCCCGAUGGGAGCGUAUACGAAGAGAUGGUCCAUGCGGGCUUACCAGUUACGGGGGGGUUGAAGGUUGGAUUAAAUGUAUGGAGUUGGAUUUUCAGGGAGGGGGAUGAAAGGGUGGGAGGGUUUCAGAGGGCUUAG